Messenger RNA from Daphnia magna, 9406 nucleotides. It is a transcript of the gene tefu, whose product is annotated as serine-protein kinase ATM. Gene Ontology annotation, biological process: DNA repair. The record is from RefSeq and is a predicted model, not a curated record. Bases 329 to 9202 code for a protein of 2957 amino acids. The transcript has 11 exons. Gene Ontology annotation, molecular function: protein serine/threonine kinase activity; protein binding. Lineage: Eukaryota; Metazoa; Arthropoda; Branchiopoda; Diplostraca; Daphniidae.
AUUGUGAUCGAGGCUUAUCUGCACUUUGCCCUGCCACAGUUAAGCUGUAAGCACUAUUUUUUUAAUGGGGAUAGAUGCCUCUCCUAGGUAGUAAAGUGGAAUUUCGUGAUUUGGUGUAGCCGAUUUAUUAUCUGAAGAUUUAAGGCAUUGAAACUUUUAAGAGUAGAUAAAUUCUUACACGCUUCUUGGGUCUUGUUCGUCUAUCGUGCAACCUCGCCACCAACCUGUGGAAUUCGGGCAAUGUUCAGUUUGUUUUGAUUUUGCAUAAUUUUUUAACACACGUGCGUCGUCCGGUGUCUUUUGGUGUUUCUCUCCCAUAGUUUUAUACAUGGGGGACACCGAAAUAUCCUCCAUAAUUGAAGCCUCUAGAGGUAUGGGAAGUGAGAAAAUUACGGAAAGGCGAAAAAAUGCAGAAACUAUUAAUAGAUUGUUGGGCAAUCAAAACUACAUUGCAAUUUUGGACGGUAACACUGAUACAAGUCAUGGAUUUACGUGGAACGAUAUAUUCAACGCGGCAGUAACUUACAUGAGCAAGGAAGUGGACAAGUUUAAACAGGAUGAAGCUAAAGGUGUUGGGAUCAGUCAAACUCAAAAGACUCUGAGAGAAAACCAGCUUCAACUCAGCGCAAAUUGCCUCUUAAAUGUCAUAGUUUUGGCAAGUGAACGGAAACCUAGGCUUGAUGUAGAGGCAGUUUUACACCAUUGCUUGACAGCACUAAAAGAUCCAUUCAUGUUGGAAAAAUUUGGCAGAGAUCACUUAACUGUUCUAAAUCGUGAAAUAUUGUCCAGAAGAGGAUACUGGUCAAAACUAAAGCCAAAUGCCUGGCUCAGUAUUUUCCUUAUAAGUUUGAAAAUACUGCGAAGCCAACUUCCCAACAAUGUUACUUAUGUCUCCUUAGCUAAUCUCCUGAAUUAUGUAAUGUGCCAUGGUACUCUUCAAUCAGACAUCUCACUUAAAGUGAGGAAAAAGUUGCAGUUUUUUGUAGACAACCUUAACAACAAAACUGUACUUCAAAAAGAGCAUUUUCUGGUUAAAAUCUGGAUAGAUUCAGCUAUUCAGUUGGCUUUUGCUGUAGGCUGGGAAGAUAGGUUUCUUUUGUGUAAACUGACUGAAGCCACUCUAAACACAAUCCUUGAUCUCUGUCACGAUCACCUAGAAGUCAUCGACCUAAUAGUCCAGUACUCGCUCCUUGCUGUGAUUGCCCAUCACCCCUGCGGAAUCGAAACAAAUGAAAUUGGCUUUAUGGUCGCAGGAAAUGCAGAUGAUUGGUUGCGAACUAUGCGUCGAUUGCAUAGUUUGAUCGACUUCAUUAUCAAGACAAACAGGCAACGAAACAAGACAGCGGAGAAGAAAGUCUUUGACCUGGAACAAAACACGGUUACUCUGGCUGUCCGUGUGGCUCGGCAAAUCUUUUCAUUGCCAGAUUUCAGCAUGGACGUCACCCGUAUGGGCAUUAUGGAUGAAACGUCUACUUCACAAGUUUCUGGCCCAUCAACCAAGAAAAAACGCUUGAUGUCGGGUCUUUCGGAAUUGAUCGAUCGUUUGAGGACGAUGGGAGCUACUAACGAAUCCAUUCCAUUGCUUCAAAUUACUACGCAUUUUGUCGCAGUUUAUCCCGAGUUUUCUCAGACUCACGAGAUGAAAGAGUUGCUCAACUACGUUGCAGACGUUACUCACGACUGUCGUCAAUACGAGAUGAUGUCUCACUGCUUCAAAUUAUUUCGUAUUGUGUGCAUCGCCUUGUUCGAACAGCGACCAGACAGCAAGGAAUUGAUCCAAUCUUCUCUUCAGUUGGAUAACGUGGCGAAACUGUGGGAAUCUGCAUUCAAAUGUGUGGUAGCACAUCAAUGUCACAAAGAAAGCUUCCUUCUAAUGGCGACUUUGCUACUUUACCGACUACCUUCGGUACCAAUGGCCCGUCAAAUCACCCAACUAUUAGCCAGACCUGGCGGUUCCAUCCCGUGCGAUCGUCAUUCCAUGCUAUGCUUAGCUGCCUUUCUUCAUCGCUACAUCUUACCUGACCAUUCCUUUAUUCGGCCAUUAGAAGUUAACUUCAAAAGUUCUUCAAGCUUAAUCUGGAACGCAUGGGGGGACCCGGUUGGUGAUCGCUCUAUCCGUUUAAUGUUAACGGAAUGGCUAUUAAAUUGCAGGGGCAAAGAAUAUGACUCAACAGCGGAUCUUCAUUUCGGGUUACUAGCUGCCCUCGCUAUGAAGCAACCAAUCGUCCAAAGGAAAGCCAUUUGCUCCCAACUGUCCCAACUUGCAACCCAAACACAGUUUGAUUCUGAAUGUCAUCGUCUAGAAUCCAAAUUCCGUUUUAUCGAAUUCCUGAACGGGGACCAAUCGGUUCUAGCACAGACCCCUAACUCUAGUACAUUAAGGCCACUGACCAACUACCCAAUGUCGUCAACAGUCCUGGAAGAACAAAAUGGAUUGAUCGUUGAUCUCCUCAUUCGGAUGGCACUUCAUAUAGAAAAUUACAAGAAGAUAGUCAGCGAUCUGCUUUCGGCACUAGAUGACGCUAUUCUUUUGCUGUCAUUGGUGCGUAACUUUGUUUUGUUUGGUUUAGCCUCCGACACGUCCCAACUCCGCGAAAAUGCUGUGUUGCUUGUCAAAUCCAUUUUCGCCCUUAUCUUGUCCGAAGAAACUAUUUACUCGCGUCGAUGUCUUCAAACUUUCACCGCCAUGUUCAGCACUGAGUCAAAUGGACAACUUGGUGAAGAUUUUUUGCGUUCGAUCGUCUGGGACCUAUGUUUCGGGAAACUUGUGAGCGUUUCUUCACGCACCGAGUCAAAAGAUGACACUUUCGGGGAAAUCCGUCGAGGUGGCGCAAGCCAUCCUUCGAUUCCACUGGCCGAUCAGACUCAAGAGGAGAAGAAAACAAGCUUGUUCGAUCCUUGUCUGCUAACAGACCACGAAGCAUGGCAUGUUGAGUUGUAUCGUUUAUUGGCUAUCGUUUCCAGUCCUACCGAUCCUUCCGAAGCAGUUCGUCAAGUUUACUGCACCAUGAAAACGGAUUUAUUGCGAGCGUUAGCAAAUGCUGGGACGGAUCCGGCUUCCUAUUAUCAUCUUCAGUUGAGCAUCUGUUUACUUCAGGCCUAUUGUCGGGCGCCUUUGCAAGCAUUAGACGCCGUUCUCGUCAUGGAUAUGGUCGAUUUGCUAUCAGGAUUAGGCCACCAAUUCAUUUACGAUUACGAAGCUGCAUCCACCGUUCUGCGUUUACUUCCUGUCAUUACCCCUCAUGUAUCCAAUGUUGGUUGUUCAUCUUCCAAAGCCAAAAUCGUCAGCUUAUUCCUCCGCUUUCAAACGGACAUCCAGGAAGAUAUGUUCGGCCCUCCAGUUGAAGAAGCAUUUUACCAAUGCCUUGCAAGUCUUCCACCAGCAGCCAACUGGCUUAAAUGGGGUGCUGGAACAAUUGAAUCGACAGACUCUGUAUACCCAAUUUGCAUCGAAGCAUUAGCUGGACUCAGCCGUCCAUUCAACUCCACAGCGAUGGCCACCAGUCUAGCCCUACAUCAGCUGUUUGACUACGGUGACACUGUGUCGACAAGUUGGCAAGACAGUCUGUUGGCCGCCCUUUCAUCUACUGUUGUCACCAAAGAAUUCAUUAAAGUCGAUGAACAAAGAGAUGUUGCAAUCCGAUCCGCAUCAGUCCUUCAACUACUGUGUUCUGUGAUCGUCAAAAGCCCUUGGGCCGAGAAAACGGUAUUGGUUAUGAUGCUACGUUUUACUCGUUAUCAUUCCGUUGAAACUGAUACUCUCCAACGUGCCUUGGAACUAGCAGCGCGCCAACUCAAUCUGGACUAUCACGGGUGGCUCGAGUCCCGACUUGAAUUUCUGUUGGAUCGGUGGCUCGACAACGAAGAAUUGGAACAUUUUCCAUUCGGCAUUUAUCACACUAGAUCGAUUAGUUCCAGCCUAAUCGAUUUUGUGGAGAAAAACAAAGAAGUUGUCGUGCCAAUCAUGUUUUUGAAAAAAGAGGCGCAAAAGAUGGCUCAUUUAGCGCAAUUGAUGAGUGUGGAUGUGGCAGAUUUGGUGUGUCAGCACCUCGCUGCCAUCAUGGCAAAAAUUUUGCCCCUUCUCUCUGAAGCCAAGUUGAAAGGACCUGAAGUGCCAGUGACACUUAACCGCUUUGCACAGACUAAAUAUCAAGAGAUACAGCAACUUGUACUAGAUCGAAGUCGCAUAAGUCAAGCUCUUAAAAGCAAUUUACUGGAAUUAACAAGUCGUCUUUUCUGUGGUGUUCACGAUGCCAGCGUAUCCGCCCAGCUGUUCGGUCCAGAAAUCAUUCUUCCGCUCACCGGAUCUUUCCGCUUUGAAAAAUCCGCUGUUAUCGAUGCAAUUCGACACUUUUCACCUGAUGUUAUUGCUGAUAUUAACACUGAACCAUUUGAAAAUUUUGUCCUGUGGACGGCAACGCAUCCGUGGGAAGUCCACACUCUGCUUGUCGAAUUAUUUGUCGCCUUUGAGACGGGCUGUCGAUUGACAGACAAACAACAAGCUUUAGUCAACCUUUCGGUAGCGUCGGAUUUACUAGUCAGCUCUAUGGAAGAAAACCAACAGUCGAUGCUCUUGUACGUUUUCUAUUCAAUCGUUCAUCGGAUGGGGCACAUCAUCCGGAAAGAAGAGACGGACGAAACGUUACGGCGAGGUGCACUGGUCAUCGUGAAAGGACUCAUUGUUAAGAUCAUAAAGACAUGUCCACAUAUCGUCACCCAGCUGGUGGUGACAAUUGUCGGCUUCAUCACUCCUUUGGCGAAAGCUUCUAAUGGACUCCAGUGGCUAGCGUUGGAUAUACUGGAACUCCUGAUUGUGGAACACGGUGAUAAAUUGGAAAAUUCAACAGAUCAGUUGAGUCCUUUUCCCAAUUUACCACAGUUUGCCCGUUUGUCCCGGGCAUUGGAAAACAAACGGCAAAACCGGAGUCGCUCACUUGAAGAAGAGAUCGUCGUCUUUUUGGGUUUAGUAACUCAAUUGGGAUAUGACGAUAUCCCAGUUGAAAGCGUGGAAAACCUUGCGAAACUAUUGGCCAAGCGGAAGAAGGAACUGACGGAACUCUACGCAAAACUAGAAACUGGAAAUGGCUCGUCUUCCGACUGCAUCCGCAGUACUAUACAUCGCCUCGUUUGCAGUUUGAUCCAGCUUGGCAAAACCAAACCGAAUUUAACGGAGGCAGUUGCAGUCGCUCUAGGAGAAUUGGGACCAGCCGAUUUGACGACGUUGAUCCUUCAACCGGACACUCCCGUUCCCGAUACAACAACCGUACAGGGUCAGAUGGAACACCAUGCUCAAAAUCAUUCCACCCUCCAAUUGGCCGUGACCGUCUUCCCAAUGCUGGUGCGAUACUUGUUCACCGGCGAGAGCAUCCAGUUACUCAGCUUGUCCGGCCAGGUCAUGCUAGCAGCUAUGGAUAGCGUAGAAGGCCAGCAAUUUGUCCUGCUAGCAAAUAAAUAUUCUUGGCCGUCUCGUGAUCUGAUUCUACCAUUCCGGAUCAAGGCGCAAAAAGAUAAGAAAAGUCUAUUUGUGGAUAUGCAGUACUUUGACAACAAUGUUGAUGACAGUUUACUAUGGACCCAAGCAGGACAUUCUUCGUGGCUAGUCCGGCUGACCUGCACACUUAUAAGUGCAUUCAGUCCGCCCAAUUUCUACGCCACUCUUUUGCCGGUUUGUCGUCUGCAACCAGAAUUCUGUUCGGCUCUAUUGCCGUUUGUUGUUCGCGCGAUGCUGACGAGUGGCGAGCAACGCAUCCAAAGUGUUAUCUCAACGCACAUCAAUGCUGUUUUAGACCCGUCCAACAAUAUGGCCGAAUCGUCUGUCAAGACUAUCCUUCAAAUUGUGCAGCACCUGCGGUCCCAGAAAGGUGAAAAGAAAACAGAUUCACCGUGGGAGCGAAAUUUCCGGCUUAGUUUGAAUUAUCUCGAUGCCGCCAGAGCAGCCCAGUCGUGUAAGGCUUAUUUCAGCACGAUAAUGUAUGCCGAAAUUUGGCUGGAUCGGUUGAAUACGACUGGCCAUUCGGAGCCACUAAAAGAUGCCGGAGAUAGUGGUUACAGGAAAAUGCAACCUGUUCAAGAUUUGCUAUUUGAAGCUUACACUUGCACAGGUGAACCAGACGGCCGAACUGGAUUUCAGUCUUUACCUGACAUCCGCCGCUAUGAACAAGAAUCGGACUGGUUCCGCGCUCUCGAAUUCUACGAUUCCCAGGCGUCUUACACGGACCCUGAAGAUCAACAGACUAUGAAAUUAUCCGCCUUGUCACGAUGUGGCCUCUACCGAACACUAUCCGAUGUUACCUGCAAUCAAGACAACCCAGCCAUCAGGGAAUAUCAAUAUGAAUGCGCUUGGCGUCUUUCGAACUGGGACCAACGUCACGAAGCAGAAAAGGAAGAGAAAGCAGGCUUUCAGCAAUUACUUUUCAAUUCGCUGGUCGCCUUGAAACAGGGUGAUAAAUCUGAACUGAUUCACAAUUUAUCGCAGUCACGUGCUCACGUUAUCGACCAGCUACGUCAGGCUGGUAGUUUAGAAAGUUGCCGGAUUAUCUACCCUGCCUUGACGUUGUUACGAUUGGUCUGCGACGUGGAGGAUAUCAGCCAGUCCGACAAACAACUAACUGUUCUCAAAGAGAAGUGGACACAGGAUCGUUUAACUGUUAACGAUUUCAGCUAUGUAGAGCCAUCUUUGACUUUGCGUGCGGUUAUGUUGAAAGAGCUUUUGCCACGCUCUACGGAAACCACAACAGCUUUAGUCGACACUUUGCUGGAGACUUGCCAGAAAGCCCGUCAGUAUGGUAAUUAUCCUGUUGCCGGACGCUGCCUGACCCAACUAUCGACACUCACCGCUCGUAAUAAAGAUCUGCAGAUGAAGUUUCAUUUGGAAAAGGCGUUGACUGAAUGGCAACGUAAAGACGGAGAUCAGGCAUUGAAUACGUUACGCUCCUUGGCCGCUACGCUGGAAGGCGAUGCGAUUCCUCAUCCAAUUUAUCCGCGAGUUUUGAAUCUUCUCGGCCAAUGGCUGCAUGAAACGCGCUCCGAGAAUCCUCGUCAAAUUCUGUCCCUCUACUUCCGUAAAUCUCUUGAUGCGGCUGUCGCCGCACAGACACGUCACAAAUGGAGCGGAUUUGAAGGCAAAGAAAAUCCAUCUGCCUACAACGUUUCAGAAGCGCGUCAGAUUCUUGCAACCUAUGCCGAUUCACUUUACAAAGACCUGCAAAGCUACAUCGAAUCCAGGGACUUUGAGACGCAACAAAAACUUGCCAAAAUCCGGCAGGGUCAGGCAGCCGAACUGAAAAAACUGAAAGCCAGCGCUACGGAAGGAAACAAGAAUGAAGUCAGACGUGCCAAUCUCUUCAUGACAAACGAAACGACGAAUGACAUGUGCGAGUUUGAUACCUUGUUCAAGGAACGAGAAUCGUAUUUGCUGGAAGCUGUCGAAAACUAUUUAAUCGGAAUUCGACAAGAGACAGGAGGCGAGAACAAAAAUAUUUCUUUUGAUGUGAGAAUAUCGCGACUGAUUUCUCUAUGGUUCGACAAUCGAGCCAACGGCAAUCUCACGGAAUUGAUGACGAAAUGGGUAGCCCAGAUACCUUCAUAUCACUUCAUACCUGUACUGCCGCAGUUGGCUGCUCGUCUAGUAUCUAAACCGAAUCCACAACUGUAUCACGACGAUUUUCCCAAAUUGUUGCAAAAUUUAAUGGAAAAAUGCGCGGUGGAACAUCCUCAUCACACGCUUCCUGUCAUCUUAGCUCUUGCUAUGACCAACAAAGAUAAGGAAAUCGAAGAAGGAUCUCGAUCAGCGAACCAUCAGCCGGAUGAAGAUCGUGUGACUGCAGCUAAGAAGCUGUUACAGAAAGUUGAAAAAAGACCAGAGAUCGGGGAACUUUGCAGAAAAUUGGAGCAGCUUCAUUUAAGUUUGAUCCAGCUAGCUAAUAAGGAAGUGAACCCUAAGGAUCGAAGUUUAGAGGCACUCAAGCUUCCGUCCGAAUUGCGUGACAUAAAAAAUAUGGAGGAUGUAGUUAUCCCUACUUUCCCGCUAGCAGUGAAUCCCAAUGGCGUUUACCAAAAAGAUCAGGUGGUAGGUAUCGUCUCAUUUGAUCCCACUUUCAUGCUGGUGGGCGGUAUCAAUGCUCCUAAGAAAAUGGCCUGUUUGGGUACGGACGGUAAGACCAGGCCCAUGCUACUCAAAGGGAAAGAUGAUUUACGUCAAGACGCUGUUAUGCAGCAAGUUUUCUCCACCAUGAAUCUGUUUCUGGAACGAGACGAGCAGGCACGCCGACGCAAACUAAACAUUAGAAAGUACAAAGUGGUUCCCCUAUCUAGAAGAAGUGGAUUGCUGGAAUGGUGUGAAGGAACGAAUCCUAUUGGAUGUUAUCUGAUGGGUAAAGAUGGCAAGUCCGGCGCGCAUUCGCGUUACGCCAAGCCGGGUGACCUGGGGACCGAGGAGGCCAGAAAAGAAAUGGCAAACUUGAGUAACAUUAAAAACUCAGACCAGCGUUUUCAACGCUUCCAGGAGAUUUGCGCACGCUUCCCACCUGUAUUUCGUCAUUUUUUUCUGGAACAAUAUUCAACGCCAUCGAUUUGGUUCGAAAAACGAACAACGUACACACGCAGCGCUGCCGCGUCUUCCAUGGUUGGCUAUAUCCUUGGUCUGGGGGAUCGUCAUCUACAGAACAUUCUCAUCGAUGAACAUACAGCCGAGCUAAUCCAUAUUGAUCUUGGUAUUGCCUUCGAUCAAGGGACGGUUUUGCCCAUUCCAGAAACGGUUCCGUUCCGUCUGACUCGUGACAUAGUAGACGCUAUGGGCGUUAUGGGUGUAGAGGGUAUAUUUCGCCGAUGCUGUGAAUUUACUAUGGAGGUAAUGCGGAAACAGCAGGAUAGUAUCUUAACUCUACUGGAAGUACUUCUCUACGACCCGCUCUACGUAUGGACAGUAACACCGCAAAAAGCGGCUGCCUUGCAACAAAAGCAACGCAAUUUGAGCAAACGUCGCGAUUCAUCUGCAAUAGGCACCCUCCCCGAAGAAGGGUCCGUCGAUACGGAAAUAAACGAGUCAGCCAAACGUACACUAGUUCGACUGAGUCAGAAGCUUAGAGGAGUGGAGAAGGGAACUCCUCUGUCGGUGCGAGGUCAAGUCAACUUACUCAUCCAGCAGGCCAAAGAUCCAGCUAAUUUGUACCGUAUUUUCCACGGAUGGAGACCACAAGCUUGAAAAGCUACUUUUGCCAACGUUUGCUGUUUUCAGUAUUUCAUUUUUCAUUACAAAUUUUUUCUUUCUGGUGAGGGGUUUUCCUUUUUUUUUUAUUUUUUUUUUCGCCACAGUUAUCGCCCACAGAAAUCGUGUUUUGAUAUUUCGUUUACUGAGAAUUAUAAUAAAAGAAAAGAAGGUCCUCUCCCAGGAGAGGAACCCAAAGCA